Molecule: messenger RNA, 874 nt
Organism: Daphnia pulex (common water flea)
Lineage: Eukaryota; Metazoa; Arthropoda; Branchiopoda; Diplostraca; Daphniidae
Exons: 4
Coding region: 58-870 (270 amino acids)
Source: RefSeq, a predicted model, not a curated record
UUGAGUUGGCCCGACGAGGUUCUCGCGGCGGUUCUCGAAAAUUUUAUCAGAGCCGAAAUGAAAAUUAUUGCUGUUUUGUUUCUACUGUGCUCUGUCUCGGCUACAUGGCAACAACACGUUUAUUGGUCCGUCUAUUCUGGCCGUUUGCCUUUUUAUUCCGUUUUCGACCAAAAUUAUGGGCCCAUUCAUCCUGGGUCAGGCGCUGCUGGACUUCAGCCUUACUCUGGAAACGAAAUUGCGCAACGCACUUUUGAAACAACUGAGGAAACAACCGAGGAAAAAGAUCUUCAAGAAAGGCUGAAAGUGAACUCUGAACCGAGAUUCUUUGGCUAUAAUAAAUAUUUGGCCAGCGUUCUGUUGAGUUCGCUGAAUCUCCUCAACACAGUCACUUCAUUCACAACGACGACAUCGACCAUCACUGUGGCAACAAUGUACAACUGCUUCAAAUCUGACCUGUUCGUUAAUAGCAAUCCUACUCCGUGCCGACGCAAGAGAGAUGCGCUUUCCAUGUUAUUGAUUGGAGCCGCUGAUGAAAAUGAUUCGACCACUUCAUUCAGCAGCGACGGAAAGGCGGCGGCUAGUGUGUCUGAAGAGCUCCCAAAAGAAGGCCAGAACAUUGAUGCAACCCAUUUGGUAAAAUCUUCUUUGAAUGAGGAGGAAGUCCAUGUCCGCGAAUAUUUCCCAAAACAAAUUUCAAUUGACCGUUACUUUCGUCAAAAUCGAAAUUUCGGUAUUUUUGCCAUCACUGUUGUUUCGACUGUCACUUCCUAUUCGGUUUAUUAUUCAACAACUACGAGGAUUUUUUCGCAUUAUUUUGCUAACGAUGGUGUCACAUUGCUGUGUUUGUUACCUGGAAUGAAUCUUUGUUAAACUU